UGCGAUAGAGAGAUAUCACACUCUUUUGGUUUCAUUGAGCCAUCGUGGUCAUCGAGAAUUGGGACAAAUAUGGAUAAUCGGGCUGAAAUUAUCUCAGAGUGUAUCAAUAACACAGUAAUGGGUCAAACUUGGUUAAUGCCAUAUCAUUUCUUACGUCACUGGAUGUUAGUGAUCAUUGAUUCAGAUGACCAUACAUGUUACUAUCUUGAUCCACUUAGAAAAUCUCCUCCAAAUGAUUUGAAGAACCUUAUGAACAAUGUCUCUUCACACAUUAAGCGAAAGACAGGAAGGAAUGAAAAAAAUUACAAGUGGAAAAUAGUCAAUUUCUCUCGUCAAACAUCGUCAGUAGAAUGCGGAUUUUAUAUCAUAAGGAUGAUGAAGGACUAUUGCUUGAAUGAGACACCAAUGCGAUGGCUAACUAGUAAUUGUGGUGGAAAGAAUACAAAUACACUUGGUGAAAUUAAUGAAACUCGAAAUGAAUGGGCAGCCAAGCUUCUUGAGCGGAUGAGUCAUAGUUAGAGUAACUUUUGAAAUCAUAAUUAAAAAAUAUACUAAUUGUAGUAUUUAGUUAGUACUUACAUAGUUAUUCCAAGUGUAUAUUUUGAUAUUGUAAUUUUAGAUUUGGAACAUGCUGAGUUCUAUUGAUUUUGUCUACCUAUUGAUUAUGUCUGAACUAUGUUGUAAUUACACAGGAAAUUAUGAAUGAAUAUAGUGGUUG
Messenger RNA from Humulus lupulus (European hop), 718 nucleotides. RefSeq lists its product as uncharacterized. Gene Ontology annotation, molecular function: cysteine-type peptidase activity. The coding region runs from base 70 to 519 and encodes 149 amino acids. Gene Ontology annotation, biological process: proteolysis. Lineage: Eukaryota; Viridiplantae; Streptophyta; Magnoliopsida; Rosales; Cannabaceae. The record is from RefSeq and is a predicted model, not a curated record. The transcript is spliced from 4 exons.